Molecule: messenger RNA, 651 nt
Organism: Colletotrichum orchidophilum
Lineage: Eukaryota; Fungi; Ascomycota; Sordariomycetes; Glomerellales; Glomerellaceae
Product: DNA replication complex GINS protein PSF1
Exons: 3
Coding region: 1-651 (216 amino acids)
Biological process (GO): DNA strand elongation involved in mitotic DNA replication; DNA replication
Cellular component (GO): GINS complex
Source: RefSeq, a predicted model, not a curated record
AUGUACGGCGAUUUAGGCAAUAAGCUGGUGCAACAUGCUAAACGAACCCAAAACCUCGCGCAUUUGCCGGCGUAUCAAGCCGAGAUAGUACGCGCCGUUACGCGCGAGGUUAGAGACCUCGACAAAGAUGUUACGGAGCUCCUGGAGCCUUUCCAGGGCUCCUUUGACCCGACCGCCGACCAAGCGACAGCAUGCACAGUACUUGUCAACUACCUCUCCAUGCGGAGGAACAAGCGAUGCCUUCUAGCAUACCACCGAACCCGAACGGAUAAACUUGAAGAGCUGGCAUGGAAGGGAGUAGAUGUACUUGAUUUGGCCGGGCAACAAAUACGAGGCAAUGCAGGAUCAUCAACGGGGCCCAAAGGCACCUCCGACGUUCCUACGAGCAGUCUGAGUCCACAAGAAGAGGAGUAUGUGAGGCAAUACGGUGAUCUGUUGGCCGCCUUCAAAGGGCAAUGGACCGAUAUCGACUUGACGGGUAGCUUGGAGCCCCCACGAGACCUUUUCAUUGACGUGAGAGUCUUGAAGGAUGCAGGAGAGAUCCAGACCGAAUACGGCGCCAUCAACUUGACCAAGAACAGCCAGUUCUAUGUCAGACAGGGCGACGUGGAGCGGCUCAUAGCACAGGGUUAUCUCCAAAAACUCAGCUGA